AUGUUUCGUCGACGAGGUUGUUACGUUUGUGGCCAGCUGGGCCAUCUAGCCGAGAACUGCAGCUUCACCGACCGCCGCUGCUUCAACUGUCUCGAAGCGGGGCACGAGUCGUCCGCCUGCCCUGCCCCGCGCACCACCGAGACCAAGCAGUGCUACAACUGCGGCGGCAAAGGCCACAUCAAGACCGACUGCCCCACCAUCGACACGCAGGAAUGCUUCGGCUGUGGCGGCAAAGGCCACGUCAAAGCCAACUGCCCCACCGUCGACAAGGAGAAGAAGUGCUACGGUUGCGGCGGUACGGGCCACGUCAAGGCCAACUGUGCGAGUGUCAAAGGUGGCUUGACCUGCAGGAAGUGCGGCGGUCCUAACCACUUCGCUAGAGACUGCAAGGCCAACGGCACUGCUGCUGCCAAUGGCGGCGUCAGGGCUAAAAGCUGCUAUACUUGCAAUCAAACCGGCCACAUCGCCAGGCACUGCCCGCAAGCUCCCCUCGAGACGGCGGCAACUGCUCCUGGCACCAACCCCGCUGCUGCUCUGACUGCUUGA
This is a messenger RNA of Sporisorium graminicola, 546 nucleotides long. RefSeq lists its product as uncharacterized. The coding region runs from base 1 to 546 and encodes 181 amino acids. The transcript is spliced from 5 exons. Gene Ontology annotation, biological process: positive regulation of cytoplasmic translation. Gene Ontology annotation, cellular component: cytoplasm. The record is from RefSeq and is a predicted model, not a curated record. Gene Ontology annotation, molecular function: zinc ion binding; mRNA binding; single-stranded RNA binding. Lineage: Eukaryota; Fungi; Basidiomycota; Ustilaginomycetes; Ustilaginales; Ustilaginaceae.